Messenger RNA from Protopterus annectens (West African lungfish), 8509 nucleotides. RefSeq names its product cadherin related 23 (gene CDH23). Gene Ontology annotation, molecular function: calcium ion binding. The record is from RefSeq and is a predicted model, not a curated record. Gene Ontology annotation, biological process: homophilic cell-cell adhesion. Gene Ontology annotation, cellular component: plasma membrane. The coding region runs from base 73 to 7653 and encodes 2526 amino acids. Lineage: Eukaryota; Metazoa; Chordata; Ceratodontiformes; Protopteridae. The transcript has 49 exons.
AUCACACUCCUCGAUAUCAAUGACAAUAACCCAGUCUGGAAGGAUGAACCAUAUCUAGUAAACGUAGUUGAAAUGUCUCCAGCAGGCACAGAUGUUAUAUCGGUGCUUGCCUUUGAUCCAGAUCUGGGAUUAAAUGGGACUGUGGUUUACAGUAUUAGCCCUGCAAACAAAUUCUACUCCAUCGCUACUACAACAGGAAAGAUCCGGACAACUGGAGUGGUACUAGACAGAGAGAACCCAAAUCCCACUGAUGCAGAACUCAUGAGGAAGAUUGUUGUAUCUGCUACAGACAGGGGAAAUCCACCACUACGAGCAACAAGCAGUGCCACUGUUGUGGUAAAUUUGUUAGACCUUAAUGACAAUGAUCCGAUGUUCCAGAACCUGCCAACUGUUGCUGAGGUCCUUGAAGGUAUUCCUGUAGGUUCACCUGUGUUUCAGGUGGCAGCACUGGAUCCAGAUGAGAACCUCAAUGGAUUUGUGAGUUAUCAUAUGCAAGUUGGAAUGCCCCGACUGGAUUUUGUAAUCAACACGACGACAGGGCUGAUUAUUAGCACAGCAGAGUUAGAUCGAGAAAGGACUGCUGAAUAUUAUUUGAGAGUGGUAGCAACUGACUCUGGGCAGUUUCCACGAAGCUCUACCGCUACACUGACAGUCAGAGUUCUGGAUGUGAAUGAUGAAACACCUACAUUCUCCCCAUCUGUUUACAACAUUUCUCUGCUGGAAAGUAUACCACGGGAUUCCAGUGUUCUCUCUCUCAUUUGUACAGAUGCAGAUAUUGGUCUCAAUGCUGAACUCAGCUACUUUAUUACAGGUGGCAACCAAGAUGGAAAAUUCAGUGUUGGCUUUAGGAACGGAGUGUUAAAAACUGUGGUAAAUUUGGACAGAGAGACUCAAGCUGCAUAUAAUCUUACAAUGGAGGCUAUAGAUAAUGGCCCAGCAGGAAGUAGAAGAACUGGAACAGCCAGAGUUUUUAUCACCGUUUUGGAUGUUAAUGACAACAGACCAAUCUUUCUGCAGAACAGCUAUGAGGCUACAGUUCCGGAGAAUGUCUCCAUCUCUGCCAGCAUUGUGCAGGUGAGGGCAACUGAUGCUGAUGAGGGAGUGUUCGGCAGGGUCUGGUACAGAAUUAUAUCAGGUGACAAUAAUAAUAACUUUCGGAUUGAUGCCAGUACUGGACUAAUAGUUCGCGGAGUACAACGACUGGAUAGAGAGACAAGAUCAUCCCACGUGUUGGAAGUAGAGGCCUACAACAGUGAUGAAGGAACCAUGAAUAGUGUUGUCCGGGUGAUCGUAUAUGUUGAAGAUGUGAAUGACGAGACCCCAGUAUUCACCCAGCAGCAGUAUAACCGCCUAGAUCUUCGAGAGACUGCAGGGAUUGGAACCUCUGUUACUGUAGUGCGUGCAACUGAUAAAGAUACAGGUGAUGGAGGCUCUGUUGUUUACAGGAUUGUCUCGGGCUCUGACAGGAAAUUUGACAUUGACCAAAGCACAGGUCUGAUCACCACAGUGGAUUACCUAGAUUAUGAAACCAAGAUCAGUUACCUAAUGAACAUAUCGGCCACAGAUCAGGCUCCACCCUACAACAGGGCCUACUGUACAGUCUAUGUCACUCUGCUAAAUGAACUGGAUGAAGCACUGCAGUUCUCAAAUGCAUCCUACGAAGCAGUUAUCAGGGAAAACAUUCCCACUGGAACAGAAGUCCUGAGGGUUCAGGCCCGCUCUAUUGACAACCUUGGUCGACUCAGUUACACGUUUGAUCCUAAUUCUUCUCCUCAAGCUCUGGAGCUCUUUAAAAUUGAUUCCAUCACAGGAUGGAUCACCGUUAAAGGUUUGGUUGACAGGGAGAAGGGAGAGUUUUACCUGCUGACUGUCUUUGCAGAUGAUGGUGGUGUAAAGAAAGACUCAACUGUGAAGGUCUCCAUUACAGUACUUGAUGAAAAUGAUAACAGUCCCAGUUUUGACAUUACAUCAGAAUAUUCUGUAAAUGUACCAGAAGACACCGUUCUGAGGAAACGUGUUGCUAUUGUGCUGGCCAGAGACCCAGAUGCAGGACUUAACGGGCAGGUCAGUUUCUCAAUUGCAGCUGGAAAUAUUGGUGAGACGUUUGAUAUUCGAACAGUAAAUGGCACAUAUGGAGAGGUGAUAACAACAAAAUCCCUGGACCGAGAGCUCAUAGACAGAUACAUAUUGACGAUUCAAGCAUCGGACAGAGGCUCUCCUCCUCGAAAGACCGAUCAUAUAUUAACUGUCAACAUUCUAGAUGUUAAUGACAAUCGUCCAGUAAUUCAGAACCGAAACAGCUACAAUGUUACCAUCAAUGAGAAUGUUGGUGGAGGAACAGCUGUGACACGAGUAUAUGCAACUGACCGAGACAUUGGCUCGAAUAGCUUGCUGUCCUAUUACAUUGUACAAGGAAAUGAGGAUCUUACCUUCCGAAUGGACAGAGUCACUGGAGAAAUAGUCACUCGUCCAUCUCCUCCUGACCGAGAGAGGCAGCAGUUUUAUCAGCUCAGCAUUACUGUAGAGGAUGAGGGCACACCUUCUCUGUCAGACACCACUGUAGUGUUUGUGACCAUUAUUGAUGAGAAUGACAAUUACCCCCUGUUCCGGCAGCAGUUAUAUGAGGUGACCCUUGAUGAAGGACCAUCAACACUUAAUGCAUCCAUCCUUACUGUCAGUGCCACAGAUCAAGAUGAAGGACCAAAUGGCACCAUAAAUUAUGCCAUAACAGCAGGCAACAUAAUAAAUACCUUUUGGAUAUACAGAACAAGUGGAUUAAUCCAAGCUGUUAAGGAACUCGACUAUGAGGUUAGCCACGGUCGCUAUACGUUGGUAAUCACAGCCACUGACCAGUGUCCAAACCCUCUCCGCCGGCUUACUUCUACAGCAACUGUUAAUGUGAAUAUUAAUGACGUUAACGAUGUAAGGCCAGCAUUCCCACGCCCGUAUGAGGGACCAUUUGAUAUUACUGAGGGGCAGCCUGGCCCCAGGGUAUGGACCCUUACUGCAGUGGAUCAAGAUUCCGGCCCAAAUGGCCAGGUGGAAUACAGCAUUAUAGCCGGGGACCCACUGAAUGAGUUUAUAAUUUCCCCUGUGGAGGGAGAGCUGCGAGUCCUAAAGGAUGUAGAACUUGACCGGGAGACGAUUGCUUUCUAUAACCUCACCAUCAUGGCCAAAGAUCGUGGUACACCGCCUCUGAACAGUACUGUUAUGGUGGGUAUACGAGUGCUGGAUGUCAAUGACAAUGACCCAGUGCUUCAGAACCUUCCCCUGAAUACCUCCAUCAGUGAAUAUGCACCCAUCUCCAUGCUUGUCACUCGGGUUAUAGCUACAGAUAUGGACAGUGGCCGGAAUGCUCUGCUGACGUACAGUAUUGCUGCUGGGAAUACAGAAAAUGCAUUCUUCAUCAAUGAAACUACUGGAUUUAUGUAUGUGAAUCGCCCCCUGGACAGGGAGAGAGUAUCGGAAUAUAGAUUGACUGUUACAGUGAAGGACAAUCCUGACAAUGCUCGAAACUCCCGGAAGGACUCUGAUCUCGUAAUCAUCACCAUCUUGGACGAGAAUGACAAUCGACCUAUCUUCACUCAGAAUGUCUAUCAGGCAGAAGUGCUUGAGAACUCUCCUGCAGGUACCACAGUCACUGUGCUCAAUGGUCCUAUCGUAGCUCUUGACAUUGACCAGGGUUCUAAUGCAGCAGUAAUGUACCGAUUAUUAACUACAGUGAUGGACUUCUUUAACAUUGACAGAAACAGCGGUGUAGUUUCUGUGAAGCCUGGAAAAGUGAUUGAUAGGGAAGCACUGGGAAGUGCACGCCUGGAGUUCACACUGGUAGCAGAAGAUAUCGGGAGGCUGAACAGCACAGCAGGCCUGUCCAUCGCUGUACUGGAUGAUAAUGACAACGCACCCAUCUUCAGCCCACCAUUGUUGACCGUCCAUCUCCUGGAGAACAGCCCACCAGGUUUUAGCGUUGUCCAGGUGACAGCAACAGAUGCUGAUAUUGGCCUAAAUGGACAAGUGACAUACCGUAUUGGGGGUGGUGCACUAGACAAGUUCCUGAUCGUCUCUACAACUGGGAUUAUCAGAGUAGCUAAUGUGACAGUGGACAGAGAGGAAAGAGGUUCUUAUGAGCUGACCAUCAUAGCCACAGACAGAGGCACCAUACCUUUCUCUAGUACCUCUACAGUCAGUAUUCUCAUAGAUGACAUCAACGACUCGCGACCAGAGUUUAUAAAUCCUUUCCAGACUGUAACUAUUCCUGAGUCAACUGCAGUGGGCACUUUUAUUGCUGAGGUUCCAGCAACUGACCGAGAUCUUCAGCCUCGUUUGGAGUAUUACAUUAUAGAAAUUUUAGCAAGGGAUGACACAAACAGUCUUGUACCAGAUCAGCAAGGUGCUUUUGGAAUUGACUUCAAAACAGGAAAAGUAUUUGUGAAAAGCCCUUUGAACAGGGAGUUUGUGGCAACUUUUGAGAUUACCAUCGCAGUGUAUGAUAACGCUACUCAGGUUGUUGAUCGUGCCGUCAGUGUUCCAAACGCCAAGCUGACAGUGAACAUUCUGGAUGUCAAUGACAAUGCACCCCGGUUCCGGCCUUUCGGGGUAACUUCAUAUACAGAGAGGAUUCUUGAGGGUGCCACACCAGGGAAAAUUAUUGCUAACAGGACUGUGGAUUAUGAGCAAGUACAGUGGCUGAACUUCACCCUCAAAGCCAUGGAUCGUGGCACCCCACCAAGGUCCACGGAAAUUCCUGUAUAUAUGCAGAUUGUGGAUGUAAAUGACAACAACCCUGUCUUCAACCAGCUCUCUUAUCAGGUAACUGUAUUUGAAGAUAUUCCUCUUGGAACAAGUAUACUGCAGGUCCGUGCUACUGAUGCUGACUCUGGAAACUUUGCAGUGAUUCAGUACAGCCUGGUUGAUGGUGAGGGUCGAUUUGGCAUCAAUCCAACUACAGGUGACAUCUAUAUCCUUGCCCGACUGGACCGUGAGAUCAAAGACUACUACACUCUGACAGCUGUAGCAAAAGACAACCCUGGUGACAUAUCAAGCAGGCGACGAGAGAAUUCUGUGCAGGUGCUUAUCACAGUAAAGGAUGUCAAUGACUACAGGCCUGAAUUUAGCAAGCAGUGGUACAGUACUAGUGUCUACGAGAACGAACCAGCGGGCACAUCUGUUAUAACCAUGACCGCCACAGAUCUGGACGAGGGUGACAAUGCAGUCCUGAUGUACAGUAUUGAUGGGCAGGGGGAUGCCUUCAAGAUUGACCAGAAUACAGGCUUAAUAUCUUCAAAACGUCUACUACAUUCCUACGAGACUUUUAAUGUGACAGUAAUUGCUACAGAUAAGGGACGUCCUCCUUUGUGGGGGUCAACUACAGUUCAUGUGAAUGUCAUUGAUGUAAAUGACAAUCGUCCAAUGUUUGUGCUUCCCCCAAAUGGCACAAUCCUUAAGAUUCCUGAGGAAAUCCCUCCAGGAUCCCUUAUAUAUCAAGUUUUUGCAAUAGAUCGGGAUGAGGGAUUGAAUGCAGAGGUCCGUUAUGCAUUCCUGAAAACAGGGGCUGGUAGUAAAGAUUGGGAGAAUUUCAAUAUCGAUCCUAUCGGUGGAAAUAUCACCACAAGUCUCCGUCUAGACCGUGAGAAGCAAGCCCUAUACAGUGUUGUCCUCUUGGCGUAUGAUUUAGGUCAGCCUAUUCCAUAUGAGACCACCCAACCUCUCCUUAUCUCCUUGAUUGACAUUGACGAUAAUGAACCAGUCUUCCUCAGGCCACCGAAAGGAAGCAUCCAGUACCAGGUUUUGUCAGUGUUAGAGCACUCCCGCUCUGGAACAGUGGUUGGCAAUGUAACAGGGGCAGCUGAUGCAGAUGAAGGAUCUAAUGCGAUUGUCUACUACUUCAUAGCAGAUGGAAAUGCAGAAAAAAAUUUUAAUUUGAAUACAGAUGGCCUUCUACAAGUUAUGAAAGAGUUGGACCGGGAGAAAGUUCCUGUUUACUCUAUCACUGUGAAGGCGUCCAGCAACAAAAACUGGACUCCUCGCAGUAAGGCAGUCUAUGACUCCAGCACUGACCCAACUCUUCAGGAGGUGCGGAUUUAUUUGACGGAUAUCAAUGACCAGCCACCAAGGUUUACCAAGUCAGAGUACACUGCAGGAGUAGCAGCAGAUGCUAAGGUGGGCUCAGAUUUGAUUAAAGUCUCAGCUGUGGAUGCAGACACAGGCAACAAUAGUUUGGUCUUCUACAGUAUCCUGGGAAUACAGUACAUCAAGCUGAACUCUAAUGACACAGAGAUAAAGAACAAUGUCUUCCAGAUAGGUAAACUAGAUGGAAUAAUUCGCACAUUUGAUCUCUUCACAUCUUAUAGUCCGGGUUAUUUUGUAGUGGAUGUUUUGGCAACUGACCUAGCUGGCCAUAAUGACACUGCAAUCAUUGGCAUUUAUAUUCUGAGAGACGAUCAACGUGUAAAAAUUGUUAUUAAUGAAAUCCCAGACAAAGUGCGAGGCUUUGAGGAAGAGUUUAUCAGGUUGCUUUCCAAUAUAACAGGAGCCAUUGUCAACACAGAUGAUGCACAGUUUCACGUGGACAAGAAGGGUCGAGUGAAUUUUGCACAGACAGAUGUUCUCAUUCAUGUAGUGAACCGAGAAACCAACCGUAUCCUGGAUGUGGAGCGUGUUAUUCAGAUGAUAGAUGAAAACAAGGAGCAACUCCGAAAUCUCUUCCGAAAUUAUAAUGUUCUUGAUGUUCAGCCCGCUGUUACUGGAAAGAUUCCAGAUGACCUGACAGCUCUGCAGAUGGCGAUAAUCAUCCUGGCUGUAUUACUUUUUGUAGCUGCCCUACUUUUUAUCCUUAUGAAUUGGUACUACAGGACAGUGCACAAAAGGAAGCUAAAAGCAGUUGUGGCUGGCUCAACAGGAAACCAAGGCUUCAUGGAUAUCCUGAAUAUGCCAAAUACUAAUAAAUACUCAUUUGAAGGAGCAAAUCCCGUCUGGUUGGACCCCUACUGCAGAAACAUGGAGCUUGCAGCUCAGGCAGAACAUGAAGAUGACCUACCAGAAAAUCUGAGUGAAAUCACCGACCUCUGGAACAGUCCUGCCAGAACCCUUGGUACAUUUGGCCGAGAACCUACUGCUGCCAAACCUGAAGAUGACCGCUAUUUGCGUGCAGCUAUUCAAGAAUAUGACAGUAUUGCUAAGCUGGGUCAAAUCAUGCGGGAUGGCCCUAUUAAGGGCUCACUGUUGAAGGUUGUCCUAGAUGAUUACAUGCGGCUGAAAAAACUCUUUGCAGCUCGGCUGGCACACAAGUCCACCUCCGUCAAAGAUGACCAGUCCUCAGUUACAGAGCUAAUACAAAGUGACAUGGAUGAGGAAGAAGAAAGAAGUCCAAGUCAAGGUACAGUGCGAUUUAAACACAAGCAGCCGAUAGAGCUAAAAGGAACAGAUGGCAUCCAUAUUGUCCAUGGCAGUACUGGGACCCUUUUGACUUCAGAUAUCAACAGCCUUCCAGAAGAUGACCAAAAGGGUAUUACACGGUCCUUUGAAACACUUCACACUGAAAGUGGUUUCUAUAAUGACCGUAAUGCAAGGACGGAAUCUGCCAAGUCUACUCCUAUGCACAAGAUGAAAGAAGUCAUUAUGGAGGAGACGCCGCUGGAGAUUACAGAAUUAUGACUAGAAAUGGCCUCGCUGGUGUAGCUGUGCACCAUAAGAAGCUGGCGAAAAGGAACCUGCUGCUACUAACAGACAAUGAGAACAAGGAUGGUACAUUCUGACUACCACUGUGCUUAGACUAAUCGACUGACUUGCUUAGCCUUUUGUGCCAGGAGCCCCUGAGCAGUCCUUUAACAGUGAUAGCCCUGAAAAAUUGCAGUCUAUAUGCUCUUAUUUUAAUAAAAUUAUUAUAAAUGUUAAGAUGAUAUCUUGAGGUACAGAAUGUAUCUCAUUAAAGUGCUCAUUGGUGAUAAAUAUAAAUUAUGUGAGGGGCUGGGUUUUGGAAAUUAACAUAAUACAUGCAAUCUGCAUUGUAGUACUGGUAAGGGUCUUGCUGUGUUAUCCAUCAGUGUUUUAGGCUGGACAUUGCAUUCCAGUCAAAGCUUUAAAUAAGUACUGAGGAGCUUACAGCCACAAUAAAUUAACUGAAAUUAAACCAUGAAUUAUAAAAAGUAUUUAUCAUUUGGUUUGAUCAUUUUCUAUAAUCAUGUUUGUUUCGUUAGUCAGCCUCUCAGAAGAGCAUUUCUUUUAUAUUGUUCUCUUAACAGCAGACCAAAGUGUGUGCAGCUUGCCAGAUGAGGCCAUAUAAUAAAAUAAUGCACACAGGAUUACAAAAAAAAAAUAAAGGGCAUAAAUAUCACUGAACCUCAGUAACAAAAGAACAGUUUUGGUUUCUGAAAUUGUGUGUGCGCUUUUGACAGCUUUGGGACUGUAUGACAUUUUGUAAAGUUUUUUUCCCCCUGACUUUUAGUGAUGUGUUGAGAGUUGUUCACAUGGUCUGUAACAAUAAAAGUUAUAAUGAAUUGGGUUGAUAUUA